AUGAGGAACUUAACUACAGCUUUAUUGUUCUGCAGCCUGAGCUGGAUCUCUGUCUCAGUUUCUGAGUUUUACACUGUGGAUGUUCAGCCUGGUGAAGACGUGACACUGCUGUGCUCCAACUUUUCCAGUGUUCCCUCUCAGAUAUUCUGGUUCAGAGUGGUCAAGAGAUCCAAGCCUCACUGUAUCUCAUCUAUGUUCCAGCCUCUCGAGCCUGCUUCAUUCUGUGAGGGAUCUCAAAAUGACAAAUUUGAAAUGAGAUCCAACAUUUCUACCUUUUUUCUCAAAAUCAAGCAAUUGGAUUUAACAGACUCUGGACUGUAUUUUUGUGGAUAUUAUGUGAGCAAAAACCCAAUUAUUGUCAGUGCAACAUAUUUAGAGGUUCAAGAAGAUUCUGAUGGAAUAACAAAGCUGAUGAGUGUGAUCCUGGGUGGUCUGACUGUUUUCCUUAUAAUAGUCGUCAUUGGUCCGGUUGUCAAAAUCAAGAAGCUUCAGACAGAGCUGGACUUUGAGGACGUCAAUGAUGCAGCACUGAGUUUGUAUUCAGCAACAAUAAGAAUCAGAAGGUCUGCGUCAGAAAGAAAAGUGGAGACUGAGGUUAUUUAUGCUGCCAGCAGAUAGACUCAGGAAGCAACUGGAACUGCAACUCAGAGUGAAACUGAUUUUUCUUUUCAUAUUAAU
Molecule: messenger RNA, 678 nt
Organism: Thunnus maccoyii (southern bluefin tuna)
Lineage: Eukaryota; Metazoa; Chordata; Actinopteri; Scombriformes; Scombridae
Exons: 4
Coding region: 1-618 (205 amino acids)
Biological process (GO): response to bacterium
Source: RefSeq, a predicted model, not a curated record